Molecule: messenger RNA, 4109 nt
Organism: Zootoca vivipara (common lizard)
Lineage: Eukaryota; Metazoa; Chordata; Lepidosauria; Squamata; Lacertidae
Gene: SIRT7
Product: sirtuin 7
Cellular component (GO): nucleus; chromatin
Molecular function (GO): NAD+ binding; histone H3K18 deacetylase activity, NAD-dependent
Source: RefSeq, a predicted model, not a curated record
CUCUUAGGGACUUCCCAGACAAUCCAUUUUAGCACAAUACUUGUGCAAUUAUUACCCAUUUGUUACAAGCAAUCCUGGUAACUUCCCUCAAGUUUGUACUUCUGAUGCCUUCUUCCCACACUGGAUGGAUAUUUUCUACCUUUGUAAGUCUUCCUUCAAUUAGCAUAUAUGUUGGUGUUCUGCCUGCUGUGUGGAAUUGUGUUGUCAUCCCUCAUGACAUCAAAUAAUUUUUUCAUACUUCGUUGCUUUCCUCCUCUACUAUCCUGCUAUAUAUAUAUAUAUAUAUAUAACACUCUUCAUAAAACAACAACAAUUCUUUGCUGAUUUUCUGCUGUUCGGUUGUAAAAAACCAGUUGUAACUUAAAAAAAAACAGACAUUGCAGCAAGGCCAUUUCCUUACCAAAGUAGACAUAAGGUACUGCACUACUAGAGCUAGAGUUUGACUAGUAUUAAGGACGAUAUUUUAUUUAAUUGCUUAAGAGAGUGGCUAGCUUUUGUGUGGACAUGCUCAGGUCCUUCAGUCCUAUGUACAUCUGGAAGUCAAUCUAAUUCUGUGUGAUUGACUUACAUGUAAAUGGGCCAAGGUUGGGGUCAUAAAUGCUGUUGACCUCAACUUUGUGAUUCAGAAACAGGUCAAAGCACAAGACAAUUGCCCGUUUCUUUUCUCUUGUAUUGGGUAAAAUCAAAGCACCAUAAACUUCCUACAUCCCAGACCCCUUAAAAAUUAUUGGUGGUUUUUACUCCACAGUGGAUGUUGAGAUGAUGAUUUAUUCAUCUACCACCCUUUGUGAAAGACCAAAGGGUUGUUUACAAAAUAAAACAUAAACAGUAUGUUUCAAUAUGUCACGUGAUAGUUAUUUAAAGUACGGUACUGUAAAAAAGACGCAAUGAAUUUGUUUUUGUAAAUUACCAUGAGAAACAAAUCACAAUUAACAAUGUAAUGCAUAAAAGCUGUGCUAUCACACCAGAAUCCCAUGUAUUUUGGUUUAGGCCAGUGCUGCUGGGAGGUACACACUUUCUGUCUGAAGGCAACAGUCCUUAUCAGUCCCUCACUUCUCCAUCAACAAUUUUCCAGACCUAUUCCCCACCCCCCACUCAGUUUUGGAAAAUAAAUCAAACAGACUGAGACUUAUUUUAAUGUGUUUAUUAUGAUAAGUAAUCCAUGUGCUUGUGAUAGGUUACUGACUUUGUGCGGCUCUUGCUUGCUCAUGUCACAACAUUGUUUAUAGUCCUGUUAUGACAUCUGGAAUUACAGGGCAGAACUAGCUGCAAAAGCUUCUACAGUAUAUGGAUGGCUCUGUCUCUCUUUGUAUCUUUUCUUUUAACUUGUGAUAUUCUUCUGUGUUUAACUCUUUAAGUGAGAAAGAGGGGAAAUAAGCAUAAGGGACAAAGGAAACUGUUUGAUACAGUCAGAUCAUUAGACCAUCUAACUCAAUACAGUAUUGUGUACACUGAUGGGCAGCAGCUCUCCAGCAUUUCAGAAAGAAACAUUAACAGCCCUACCUGAAAAUGCAAGGAUCAAACCUGGGACUUUCUGCAAGUAGAACCGGGGGGGGGGGAAGGGGGGGCACUUGCUUUAUAUAUGAAGGACCAUGCUGGUAACAGCAAAGUCGCUGACUUACAGAGGUUAGGGAACCGAGCUUUCAUUUCUGCUGUGAUUAAAAAAGAAAACCUUGUGUCCAGCUAUCUCUGUGGCAGCAAGGAUGUGCACGGCUUAUGGGGUACAAUAAGGAACAUUUGACAGCUGUCAAAUAAGAGAGGGUCAGCUGCUCACUUUCUCUGCCUUCCUUACAUCAUUUUUUGAUGCUGCCAAUUGUAUAGAUAUGACGAGAUCUCUGGAGUUGCCUCAAUUUCUGAUUUCCCAUUGGAAAAAAGUAAUCACAGAAAACUGGUGCUUCACAGCAGUUAUGAAUGCCAGCUGUUGACUCCUUUAGCUGUAAUUUCUUGCUCGACGUCAGGACUAUUAGACAAAAUGCUCAGAUUGUACCAACCAUCAGUUCAUGGGCUUAAGACCUCGGUCCCCUCUUUCGGGAAAGCGACAGGAGGGGAGGUGAAUAUCAAAGCUGAGAACGACCUGGCCAGAACUAGCGCAGCUCCGGCGCGUCUAAGGUUGGAAAGUGCUCGGCUGCCACCACACUUUCCACUUCAAUGCCAGCGCGGAGCAGCUUCGCAGGACAACGAGAUUCUAGCGGAAAGAUACCGGGAAGAGGCGGGCGACAGGCUAGCCCGAAUGCGGACCGGCGCUUUAGAUCUACUGCUUGGAAAGCGAGAGCCUCUGGCGCUUUUUCCAGCCGGUGGAGAGAGAGCCGCCAUGGGCUGCGAGUCUCUUCACGGAAAAAGAUGGCUGUAGAGCGGCGGCGUUCUACCCUUUGACAUCUCUAUGGCAGAACUCCUGGAGACAUUGGACCGGAAGUUCCGGCGAAGAGCCUCUUUGGCCCUUCUAGCCUCCUUUGCGAAGAGUUCUGGCAGCGAGCCUCGUCACCUUCUGUCUCUCUCUGAAUGGCAGCAAAGUAAGGGCACUCUAGCUUCUUCGGUCGCUGCUCUGGGAGGCCGGAAGCGGAAAUAGCGGAAACCACCGGCAGGGCCGGUUGGUACCCGGAAGCUACCGGGACUAUGGCGGCUGGUUGGAGUUUGAGCCGCUCGGAACGGAAAGCGGCGGCUCGUGCCGAGUUCCUCCGGCAGGAAGAGCAGCGGGAGCGACGGAGACAGGUACCUGCGGUUGGGGCGAGGAGCUUGUGGGUCUCUGUAGCGCUGGUGGGCGCAGGUGUUUCUGCCUUGCGCCUACGCCUCCUCCUUCCCCAUCAACCGCCCCCUUCCUCUGUCUCUUUCUUUCUCUCCCUCUCCGUCUCUUUCUCUCCCGCCGUUCGGCGCCAGGUGUCGCGGAUCCUGCACAAACCGGCUGCCGAGCGGAGCCCCGACGAGGCUGUGCUGCUCUCUGGCUGUCAGGAGAUCGUCCGGGAUCUGGAGCGACUUGGCAAAAAGCGCGAGAGGCUGCGGCGUCGGCUGGAGGAGGUUUGUGAUGAACCUGAAGAGUUGAAAAGAAAAGUCAGUAAGCUCUCUGCAGCUGUGCAGGGAGCAAAGCAUCUCAUCAUUUACACAGGAGCUGGCAUCAGUACGGCAGCCUCAAUUCCUGACUACAGAGGCCCUAAUGGGGUAUGGACAAUGCUGCAGAAAGGGAGGAGUAUCAGGGCUGUGGAUCUGAGUGAGGCAGAGCCCACACUCACCCACAUGAGCAUCACCUGUUUGCACAACCACAAACUGGUAAAGCAUGUGGUGUCACAAAACUGUGAUGGGCUCCACUUGCGCAGUGGGCUCCCUCGGGAAGCCCUGUCUGAGCUGCAUGGAAACAUGUAUAUAGAGGUUUGCACAUCCUGCACACCCAAUCGUGAAUACGUGCGAGUGUUUGACGUGACGGAGCGCACAGCCUUGCACAGGCACCAUACCGGCAGAGUGUGCCACAAAUGUGGGGCACAACUAAGAGAUACAAUUGUACACUUUGGGGAGAAGGGCAUCUUGCAGCAGCCCUUGAACUGGGAGGCAGCAAUAGAGGCUGCAAGCAAAGCAGAUGUGAUCCUGUGCUUGGGAUCUAGCUUGAAGGUUUUGAAGAAGUAUCCACAUUUGUGGUGCAUGAGCAAACCACCCAGACACCGCCCUAAACUCUACAUUGUAAAUCUCCAGUGGACACCAAAGGAUGAUCUGGCAGCCCUGAAACUUCAUGGGAAAUGUGAUGAUGUGAUGAAGCUAUUGAUGGAGGAGCUGGGGCUUCCCAUCCCUUGCUAUGACAGAACAAAGGAUCCCAUUUUUUCUCUGGCUGUUCCUCUGCAACCUGAAGAAGAAGGCAGUCAUAGCAGGAGAGCUGUGGCUCCACCAGCAGGUCUUCAUGAAGUGCAGCUGGGAGAGCAACAGCAGACACCCGUGGGUCCCCUUUCUGGCGGCUGGUUUGGCAGGGGCUGUGCAAAAGGCACCAAGAAGAGAAAAGUGUCUUGAUAAUGGAAUUAUAAGGGUGUGGUGUGGUUUUUUUUUAACCUUGAGGACCAACUGAAGUUGCUAAAAUCAGGACAAGACGUUUACAUCUGCACCGGAUUUGACCAGAAUUGCUGGGCUAACUG